This is a messenger RNA of Phytomonas sp. EM1, 1458 nucleotides long. The record is from the annotation of a GenBank genome assembly. NCBI's taxonomy places the organism in Eukaryota, Euglenozoa, Kinetoplastea, Trypanosomatida, Trypanosomatidae.
AUGUCUGAAAAAAUAAACCGAUUCAGUGCCUAUCCCUUCCCUAUUAACUAUGAAAUGUAUAGGGAGCAGCGUCAGCGGCUUGGCAAGAGCCUAUCCGAACACUACCCCGAGGGUGGUCAUGCAGCGCUUUUAAAGGCAGCCUCGGAAGUCCCCAUCGACUCGACUGACAUAAACUAUCCCUUCAUUCAGGAGAGCUACUUCAACUACCUAUUUGGCCUCGAUAUGCCGGAUGUCUUUGGGGUGGUGUUGGCGGACGGCACCGGCAUCCUCUUCAUCCCUCGCCUGCCCGAGGAGUACGCGACCUGGAUGGGGCCCCUCCCAACGCCGGAGUCGAUCCAGCAGCGCACACGCGUUGACGCGGCGUACUACCUCGACGAGAUGCCGAGGGUGCUGCGGGAACGAGAGGUGCGCACCGUGGACGUCCUCCACGGCGUCAACUCCCACAGCGGGCUGGUGGUGCUCCCCCUGCCAUCUCCGGGCGAGGGGCUUGCGGUUGAGGACGGGUGGCUUUUCUCCGUCCUCAGCCGUCAGCGCGUACGGAAGACGCCACUCGAGGCGGCUCUCCUCCGCUACGUCUGCCGAGUUUCCAGCGACGCCCACGUCCAGGUGAUGCGGAGUUGCAGGCCUGGGAUGUCGGAGCACCAGCUGGAGUCCAUCUUCCUGCACGAGAUCUACCACAAUGGGGGGUGCCGCCGGGUGAGCUACACCUCUGCUUGUGCGACAGGCCCCCAGGCAUCGAUUUUACACUACUGCAAUAACGAUCAAACCAUCGAAGAGGGAACGAUGGCGCUGCUAGAUAUGGGCGGCAGCUACUGCGGCUACUCGUCUGAUAUUACCUGCAGCUUUCCCGUCAAUGGGAGGUUUACUGAGCCGCAGAAGGCGAUUUAUAACGCCGUGCUUGAGGCCCAUGAUCGUGUUAUUCGUGCUAUCAAGCCAGGUGUGUCGUGGGUUGACAUGCAUCUGAUGGCUAUUCGGACGAUUUGUACGCAUCUCGUGCGAAUCGGCCUUCUACAUGGCGACGUGGACGAGCUUAUGGAAAAGGAGGUGAUGCAGUACUUCCAGCCACACGGUCUUGGUCAUCUUAUCGGCCUCGAUGUCCACGAUGUAGGGUCCUACCUUGAGGACUGCCCACCUCGCCCGACAAGGAAGGACUCUUCUAGGCUACGCACCGCGCGCGUGUUGGAGGCGGGUGUGUAUAUCACCGUGGAGCCUGGCUGUUAUUUCAAUCAAGCGCUAAUGGAAAAGCUGCUAAGUGAUGAAACCUUGAAGUUCUUCGUCAAUGAGGAAAUGUUAAACGAAUAUUGGAACUUUGGUGGCGUACGCAUCGAAAGCGACGUGCUUGUAACUGAGGAUGGCGCAAUUAAUUAUACGUGUGUACCACGCACCGUGGACGAAAUCGAGUCUACAAUGGCCGGCAAACCUUUUGCGAAGGACAUUGAAGUAUACCAUAAUGCAUAG